AUGCAGUCUCAAGAUCCCAUGGACAACAUCCGGGCUGCGGUGGAGCACGCAGACAAGAACCCCUCCAAGGUCGUCUCCUACUCGUGGUAUCUUGUGCUGAUUUUCGCAGCCGUUGACGUCCUGGUGGCGCUGAUCAACGCUAGCACGAACGACUCCUCCGCGAAUGGCUCGCACGCGGCGUCUUUCGCGUCCGUGUGGACGCUGUUCAUGGUGCUUGGGGUGUCCGUGGCGGGGACAGUCAUCCUCAAGAAGUACCACACCCCGUUGGCCGUGGGGACGCUGCUGGGCCUGACGACCAUGAUGUCUCAGUUCAUGUUUGUGCUGUUCGCGGUGUUCCUCGCCCUCGCCGAGUACGCGGACGAGCCCGGCUUGGCAACGGGGGACCGCACGAUGGCGGUUUUCUCCUUCUUCCUCUUCCUCCUCUACGGCCUCUUUUCGUUCGUUCUGGGCCGUUACCGCACGACGGUGAUGAACACCCCUGGAACCGCCUCGAGCAACGAUGAGGGCGAGUGGCAGGACGAGCCCGGCACUGACGGCAUGGCCCCGGGGACCCCGGUCUAAAGUUGUCCCAAAACAACCGUGCCGCCAACAACGGUAGAGACAACCACAGCACGGGAUUAGCACAGGAGGGAGGGAGGGGCGGGGGGGGGGCGACUACGUGACACCGACGGCGUAACCGGGUUGAGGGAGAUAGGCCACGGGGGUUAAGGGAGCGGCUGCUGUAGGGCAAUGGAGCGGGGGUUGGGGUUGAAGAGGGGACGGAUAGCAGCCUGAAAAUCGGUCGACAGGGGUGCGAGCAUGACGGAGUGGUUGGCCUCCUGGCCGCAGAGCCGGGUCUGUACAGCCUCGUGCUGCUAGCCUGUUGCCGAGUUUUGCACGCAAGCGUUUUUGGGCUUCGUUCCAGCCUUUUUAUUCUCUGGGGGCCUGCUUCCCCUCACGUCUUCCGUCGCUCCAUUGUAUGUCGCUUGCUCAUACGGCUCGGAUUAGAAGCCGCGAGCUGUAGAGAAGUAGGGACCCCCCCACCCUCAGGUACGGAAGGGGGAGGGCCCCCGCAAGGGUGGUCCGAGACGAUCAGGCGGGGAAGAAGUUUUGGCUUGCGAAACCCUCUCUUGUCUGUUCGCCAUCUGCCGCCGCGUACGUCCAACGACUGGUUGUUGUGGUUGAUACGAUCGUUGGCAGAGUUGAUUGUAUAGCUCUUCUGCCCGUGACCCCAAAGGCCGGGGAGGCUGCCUGUCUGGAACUUGUGCAGGUUCGCAUAGAGAGAGGGAGGGAGGCGCAGAGUGUGUCGAACGGUACUGGGGAUGAAAACGAGGAGAGUAAGAGGGGAUACGAUAUAGAUCUCUCACCACCAAGCAAUCUGGAAUUAGGCUGCUUGUGUGCGCCCCUCGGGGUUGUCGUUGUGCUUUAUUCACUCCUAUUUCUGUGUUCAUUUUUGUCAAAUGUUUUUGAGUUUUUUUCUAGCCGGGAAUAUAUAGGAGCAUCUGCAAGACAAGCACGCCGCCUUGUGUGGUUUGUUGCGUAGUCAACGUGGCUUUUUGUCAUCAACCCAAGAGAUUUGAUCUAAAGGCAAAAGAAGCAUUCGGCUAUCUUUGUGGUCCAUUGAA
Molecule: messenger RNA, 1604 nt
Organism: Ectocarpus siliculosus
Lineage: Eukaryota; Phaeophyceae; Ectocarpales; Ectocarpaceae
Source: the annotation of a GenBank genome assembly